Molecule: messenger RNA, 1039 nt
Organism: Mytilus trossulus (common blue mussel)
Lineage: Eukaryota; Metazoa; Mollusca; Bivalvia; Mytilida; Mytilidae
Product: fibrinogen-like protein A
Exons: 7
Coding region: 227-1039 (270 amino acids)
Source: RefSeq, a predicted model, not a curated record
GCUAGUCAGACAUUUAAUUUUUCUAACAGUUGCUUCCAUAUGUUUUGGAAACCAGGAAAAAAGUAAAGCACCUGAGACAAACCUAUCCGCCGGAACUCAACUUAGAAAAGGUAGAGAAGUUUAUGUUUCAGCGAUAAGAUAUUGCAGCGAUCUUCCAAAGGAUGUUCGGAGUGGUAUCUACAGGAUACAACCAGACAAAGCAGAAUCAUUUGAUGUUUAUUGUGAGAUGACAAUUGACUCUGGCCGUUGGACUGUUAUACAGAGAAGAGAGAGUGGUGAUCUUGAUUUCUAUCUUGGAUGGGCAGAAUACAAAACAGGAUUUGGAGAACUUAAUCGAGAAUUUUGGUUGGGUAACGACAAGAUUAACAUUUUGACAUCACAAGGGAGAUAUGAGUUGAGAAUAGACCUCGAUGACUUUGACAACAAUCAAGCUUAUGCUAAUUACCAACAUUUCUACAUAGGCAAUGAAACGUCAAAGUACAAAAUAAAUGUCUACGGCUAUAGUGGGAAUGCGGGUGACAGUCUUGACUACAGUAACCGGGGAAGGUUUACAACUCUAGACAGGGACAAUGAUGAUGCUAAAGAUAACUGCGCUCGACGCCAUCCUGGUGCAUGGUGGUACACGAAUUGCAUGCGUUCUAAUCUACAUGGUCAUUACUAUAUCAAGACUCCAAUUGGAAAUUGGAAUGAUGACCUACAAAGAGCACCAUUAGUAGCUUUGAUAAACACCAGUGAUAUUCGUCAAAAUGUAUUGAAAUCUUUCGAAAAACAACUAAAUGAAAAAGUGGAUACUUUAGUUAAACAGAAAUUACAGAAUAUUCAUCAUCGCAUUCAGAAAUUGGAAGAAAAAUGGAAAUCAUUUGAGAAAGACAUUUCCACAGGAAAUAAAAAAAGAAAACUAGUUCAAAUGUUAAUGUCCAAACGUAAACUGGUAAACUGCUACACCAAACAGAAAAUUGUCUCUAUAACCGAAACAUCAGAAUCAUCAUGGAAUCCUCCCAGCAAUGCUACUCCGUUCAAUGCAAAUAUACAAACUUAA